AUUUUAACUACUUUUAAAAACCUACCCAACCCAUUUGGUUUUUCAGUUUUUCGCUUUUUCUACACAUUUUGUCUUGUGAUAUGGCAUCAGUUUUGCAUUUUAGCCCCUCGCCUUGACCUAAAUUUCUCAUCCACCCCUGGCAUCCAAUUUUAAAUGCUUUUAUUUAUGAACCUAACGAACCUAUGUGUGUUAUAUUUAUUUCUAGUGUACUUGAAGAGGAAAGGACCAAAAAGUGUGCUUUACAAGUUUCUUUGCAUCUAUUUUUAAAGAUAAAGAAGUUCUUCAAAGAUAAUCCUAAAGAGCUCGAAAAAUGACUAAAGAUGAAGACUUUAAGCUUCUUAAGAUUCAGACCUGUGCUCUUAGAGUGAACAUACACUGCGAUGGGUGCAAGGAGAAAGUGAAGAAAAUCCUACAGAGAAUUGAAGGUGUUUACAAAGUAAACAUAGAUGUGGAGCAACAAAGGGUCACAAUCUCAGGAAUAAUAGAAUCUAAUGCUCUAAUCAAGAAAUUAAUUCGAGCCGGAAAACACGCCGAGCCCUGGUCUCAAAAACCCUCCCAAAACCACAAACAGAAAUCCAACUGCACCAAAUUAGAUGAUAAUAACAAGAAAAUGCCGAAAAACAACAACAUGAAUGCCGAAAAGCCCAUGAAAAACCUCGAAUCAUCCCUCAAACCCCAGCAGAAAUUCCCUUUCAUAACCGAAGAAAACGGUUGCUCGUCCGAUGAAUUCGACGAGGAGCGCGAAAUGCAGCUCUUUAGAGAAAAGAUGAACCAAUUUGCUUUUCUCAAGCAACAAUCUGAAGCAAAUGCCAAGAAAAUUAAUGUUGGGCCCUUCAAUGGCCCGACUCAGAACAUGGUCUUGAGGGGAAUAAACCAAAAUGGGCUUGCUGAGCAGAAAAUGUUUCAAAAUGGGGUGAUGAUGAAUAAUAAUAACAAGAACUUACAAUUUGGGGGUGCAAAUGUGAAAAACCAUAGUGAAGGGACUGAAAUUGGGAAUAUGAUGAGCCUUGCAGGUUUUCAUGCAAAUGGGGUUAAUGCGAAUAAUCAUGGGUUUAAUCAAUUUAAUCAUCCGGCAUCUUCUGCCAUGAUGAUGAUGAAUUUGCAGAACAGGGCUCAGCCUCAGAUGAUGUACAAUCGUUCCCCGUUUGUACCUUCGAGUACAACUGGCUAUUACUACAAUUACGGUCCUGUUCCUUAUCCUACAGUUCCGUACAGUUCGAUCGAGCCUGAGUGUUCUGCUCAUGAUAUGUUUAGUGAUGAGAACACAGGUAGCUGUUCAGUCAUGUGAGAAGGGGAAGUUGUUAAUUUAUCUGAAUUUUAAUGUUUUGUAAGGAUGGUUAUUUGGGCUAUUUUGUGAAGUUUAGGGUGUUAGUUUCUAUUUUAAUUUAGCUGAUAUUAGUGUUAAGUUAUUUAAGUAGUAUGUUUCCUUUGUUUUGAGGGAUGACUUUGUUGGCCCUUAAGCUUUGCUUGUAUGGUUUCAAGAUUGUAAUUUGUUUUUGGUUUUUGCUAAUUAUAGUAUGUUUGAAGUGUGAUAAAUUAUAUGGCAGUUGUUGUGUUUGUUUGUUAAUGAUGUGAGUGGUGUGGAUUUUUGAGAAAUA
Messenger RNA from Striga asiatica, 1598 nucleotides. The record is from the annotation of a GenBank genome assembly. NCBI's taxonomy places the organism in Eukaryota, Viridiplantae, Streptophyta, Magnoliopsida, Lamiales, Orobanchaceae.